Messenger RNA from Penaeus chinensis, 1138 nucleotides. RefSeq lists its product as uncharacterized. NCBI's taxonomy places the organism in Eukaryota, Metazoa, Arthropoda, Malacostraca, Decapoda, Penaeidae. The transcript has 5 exons. The record is from RefSeq and is a predicted model, not a curated record. Bases 85 to 1131 code for a protein of 348 amino acids.
GAUCUCGAAUGCACCCGGCUAGUGCAUGUUUACUUUUGCGGCCCCUUUGAGAAACGCUUGUGUGCAGAGGAAAGUGGGGUAACGAUGAAUUGGACGACUGUUGUGAUGGCGAUCGUAGUGCCGAUGGUGAUACGAGGUUGUGAGGUGACGACGCUUGGAAGCGAUUUUCAAGAAACUCUGAAGAAGAACGGAGAUUUGUGGACAGUCAGCGUGGGCGUGAAACCGAAUCACGACGAUUACUGGCAGUUAAGCCUCUUCGUGACAGUCAUAGAAGACAUCCGACCAACGCCUGUCAUGAACGUAACACUAAAUGCCACCUCGAAUGCAGUUAUACGACUGCACGGACAUUUUGGUAAUGAAGAAAUCACUGGUGAUGGCUUCCUUGUUAUGUUGAAGAACCAGUCUAUUACCCUCGCUGUCACAGUCAGUCGAUACGAUUUAGAACUUCAAGUGGGUCAUGAGAAGAAGGCCGCAACACAUGGGCUAGGGAAUUUCAAUGGGAUAACAACUUCGACUCUCGAAUUAAAGAACAUAGUUGCUGCUGAAAACUUCAAUGUGUCACACGGUUGCAUCGAAGUCAAUAACAGUCGUACAUCCAAGAUACUGAAAUAUGCCGUUCAGCCAAGAUUUUCAGGUACAGCCACUACACUGGACUAUUCGGCUCAUACGACAUUACCAGGAAAUAAAACAGCAGUUAUAGCCGUGGCCUCAUGCACCGCGAUAGUCCUCGUUAUGGGAGUGAUAUUCCUAAUUUCGAGACGACUGCUCGCCUGCUCACCUACUAGUAAACUCUGCACCGUCCCACCUGCAGUCUUCUACGUAGUCCAGUCUCCCGGGAGGUCACACUGCUCUCUACACCUCCAGCAGGAGAACGUCGACGAUCCCUCACUCAGUGACGACAGAGACUCGGACAGCGCCUUCGUUCCGAGUCGGAGUCCUCGUGUAGAUCCAACUUCUUCGCUAUGCAGAAACACUCGUGGAAGGGAGGUCGUUGCUCGUCACGGCGUUUCGGAGCGUCCUGACGAACCCUUAAAGAGAACUCUCAGUAGCCACGUCUACGAAAGCAUCACCGACUUGGACGCUUCGGCCGACGAGCACUCUAGUUCGAACAGCACAUAUGAACCGUUAUAAGCAUGAA